CAGCGUGAACUCAUCGCCGUCUCCAUUUUGUGAAAGCUGCCGAGGCCGUGCUGCGCGUCGUCCCGUGAACCCCUGAAGACACAAACAAAAGAGUCAAAGGCAGCCGAAGGACCGCUCGCUGACCAAGUUGUUAUCCGCAAGGAAAGCAAAUCUUAUCGUAUGUCCGCUAUCCAGAACCUCCAAACCUUUGACCCCUUUGCUGAUGCAACUAAGGGUGAUGACCGCCUCCCAGCCGGGACAGAGGACUACAUCCACAUAAGAAUCCAACAGCGGAACGGUAGGAAGACCCUCACUACUGUCCAGGGCAUCUCCGCCGACUAUGACAAGAAGAAGCUAGUCAAGGCCUUCAAGAAGAAAUUUGCCUGCAAUGGGACAGUGAUUGAGCACCCAGAGUAUGGUGAAGUGAUCCAGCUUCAGGGAGACCAGCGCAAGAAUAUCUGCCAGUUCCUCAUUGAGAUCGACUUGGCCAAGGAGGAGCAGCUCAAAGUCCACGGCUUUUAGAAGCUGCUUGCAGCCCACUCCCCCCUCUCCUGAAAGGCCAUUAAACGCCCCCACCCUCCAUCUCUCUUCCCUCUUCCUAUGUGCUGCUGUUGCUCUUCCUCCCCCCUCCCCUCUUUGCAAUCCCACCAGCUCCUGUUGGCUAACACGUGAAUUACCUCUGAUACAAACAUGGGACUCUGUAACACCACCGCCCCCCUACAACACCAGGGGGCAGGCUCGCUCUCACAAAGACACACCACUGCAGCUCCACACAACAUCAGGGAUGAGUGGUGAUGACCCUCCCACACACUUCCACCUCCUCGUCCCUUUUGUUUAUUUCCUUUUAAAGAAUUUUUUUCUUUUUAGGUCUUGUGCCACAAUAAGGAGGCACCGUUUCAUGUAACGUUUUUGUUUUGUACUUCAAGGUGUUUCAAUAAAACAAUGAGUCUCCAGA
Archocentrus centrarchus (flier cichlid) is the source of this 934-nucleotide messenger RNA. RefSeq names its product eukaryotic translation initiation factor 1 (gene eif1). The record is from RefSeq and is a predicted model, not a curated record. Gene Ontology annotation, molecular function: translation initiation factor activity. Gene Ontology annotation, biological process: translational initiation. The coding region runs from base 160 to 501 and encodes 113 amino acids. NCBI's taxonomy places the organism in Eukaryota, Metazoa, Chordata, Actinopteri, Cichliformes, Cichlidae. The transcript has 4 exons.